AUGGACUUUGAUUCCGCUCACGAUUCAGACUCGCAACCGUUGAGCGACGCUGUAACGGGAAAUUCAGAGUCAAACACAGAGUACACUGACAACAGCAGACCAGACGUAGCAACUUCACGGGCACGACAAAUUAUAGCCAACACUAACCCGGUUCGUCGUGCGUCUUUCGCACCUUCUCGCUUGAGUGCUGUUUUUGAUCCCAAUGUCAUAAGUACCUGGUGGAAUGCUGUCGGUGGUCAGCAAGAUACAACAAAGGCUCAGAGAAGGGCAACGGUGAUUGACUAUAAUAGUGUUAAGACUGGAUUGGGAACUAUUCGCGGUGACAUUUCUCUGCUUGCUAGUGAUGUUGUGGACGAAGAUCUCGAUUCAAUCUUUGCAAGCUUCUUGGUUGAUUUGGGAUUACCUGAACACGCGAGGAUGAAGAUGAUGUCAAUGCCUGAUGAUCAAAAACGAUUGAUCCUUCAUUCGAAUGAACAAGCUCAAGCAUUCAGGCAACAGCGUCUCGACCGCCAACAAGAACAAAUACAAAACCAGUCUAGUUUUGGCUUGAGUAGUUCGGAAUCGAAUACCGACGAUUUGACUUCCCCAAAAGAUGCACAAUUAAAUCAGUCCGCUAUGACAGGUGAAAGCUCACACAAUAAUGAUGCUGAUCCGAACACGAAGUCAUCCCAUAGACUGUCAGGUGGUUCAUGGUCGAGUGUAGAGUCCACCUCUCCAACAUCUUCACAACCUACAAACGUCCAGGAAGAACGCCCACUAUCGCCAACAUCAUCCAGCGUUGCUAGAGGAUUUCUUAAAUAUUGGUUUGGAUCAUUAACAUCUUCAACAAAAUCUCAGGAUACUCCCGAGUAUUACAUUGGAGAAUUAACGCAAAGGAAUACGCAACAGGUACUUGCAAAUCGAUUGACAUCACUACGAGUGACUUUAUCACAUGUUAAGAUGGCGUGGAUUAGGUCUUUUCUAGACUUAAAUGGUUUAUCAGUGUUGGAGGCAAUUCUGGAGAAGCUUACUGACCUCAAUAAGAACCGUGCUGCGAAGCGAUCCGAUCACGACGAUAAAAUACAAACAGAAUGUAUAAGAUGCUUACGAGUAUUAAUGAACACAGAGCCUGGCUUUGGUAGAGUAAUUCAAUCUCCCUCUCUCAUCUCAUGCAUAGUGUUCUCUCUAAGUACACGAAAUCACAAAUUGCGUGCUCAAGUGGCAGACGUAUUGGCUGCGUUAUGUGUGCUAUCCCUUGAGGGUCAUCGCCUGGUUCUCAACGCAUUAUCUGAUUUCCGUAAUAUACAUGAGGAGAAGUACCGUUUUGAACAUUUG
Paraglomus occultum is the source of this 1314-nucleotide messenger RNA. The record is from the annotation of a GenBank genome assembly. Lineage: Eukaryota; Fungi; Glomeromycota; Glomeromycetes; Paraglomerales; Paraglomeraceae.